CAUUUUGCGUUAUGGACAUGUCAUAAAAAUGGUCAGAGAAUGGAUUUGUUACUAUUAUAUUAAACCAUCUGUUAAUAUUUUACUGAAUUGAUAGUCUAAACAUCAAAAAAUGUCAGUCUAUGAAAAAAAUAUUAAAAAAAGGGAAAUAAACAUGAGUUAUGGAUAUGACAAAAAAGGACGCUGUUCUAGGGAGUCGAUAAACUUUGUAGGAUUUCUGUAAAAUAAAAUGCACAAUCCUAAAGCAAUAAAACCCAAUGAAUGGAGAAGGGAUGCCUCUUUAUAGAACAUAAAAUAGUUACUUUAUAUUCAUUUUCAUGUCUCCAUUUAUGAGGAAUAUGUAACGUUAUGGAUGUGACAAUCCUGAAAAUGUCACUUACAUGACUAUGAAAAAUCAUGCACUAAAAAUAAAACAAAUGCUUUACAAAUUUGUAGAGAGAUCUCACAUGGGUAUUUGAUCCACCAAAGGUUAAAAACUGCUGGUAAAAGGUAGAUAAGGUUGACAUUUUCGAGGAAUUGCCCAUGGAUCAUUAAUUGUUCUCCAGUGAUGAUAUGCUACCUGUUAACAUCUCUGCAUAAUGACAACUUUGGGAUACAUGGGACACCGUUAUAUUGAAGGUACUCUGUCCUGUAAACAAACACCUCUUAUCUAAAGUUGUAUACUUUCAAGAAUGAUUUAUAGGGCUACCCACUAACAGAAACACGACUGUUACAGUUUGCUCACGCUGUGGGCCGUUCUGUCUGCCUGCAGCGAGGUCAACGUUCCCACAGACCGAGAUCUCGCGAGACUUGAGAUCAUCUGGAGUCUGGACUACUGGACUGUCGUUACCUGAGAGGACAGGCGAUUGACGGUGUGAUAAGGUAAUCAUGUCUCAUAAUGAUGAAGGAUAUGUAGUGCGGAUCCGUGGUUUGCCUUGGUCAUGCACGCAAGAAGAAGUGGCCUCCUUUUUCUCAGAUUGUGACAUUGUAGGGAAAGUUAAUGGGGUAUGUUUUACCUUAUCGAAAGAGGGACGGCCGAGCGGAGAGGCAUUUGUGGAGCUAAAGACAUCAGAGGACUUUAAAAAAGCUCUGAACAAAGAUCACAAAUACAUGGGACACCGUUAUAUCGAAGUGUUCAAGUCAAACCGCAGUGAGAUGGAUUGGGUGCUUAAGCGAUGCGGCCCUACAGACUAUGAUAGCAGCAGUGGAUGCAUACUGCGCUUAAGAGGACUGCCUUUCGGCUGCAGCAAAGAAGAAAUUUUACAGUUCUUUUCAGGGUUGAAAAUCGUGCCAAAUGGGAUAACAUUGCCGAUGGACUACCAGGGGAGGAGCACAGGGGAAGCCUUCGUGCAGUUUUCCUCAAAGGAGAUAGCAGAAAAGGCUCUGGGGAAACACAAGGAAAGAAUAGGGCACAGGUACAUUGAAAUAUUCAAAAGCAGUCGAAAUGAAAUGCGUGCACACUACGAAGUACCCAGGAGGGUGAUGGGACAGAGGGCUAGUCCGUAUGACAGACCCGUUAUGGGACACGGUGGUUUCUUUGAGCCUGGAAGAGGAGGUGCUUUCCAGGACCAGAUGCGCAGUGGAGGUGGCUACAGUGGUGGAUAUAGUGGGUUUGACAACUACAAUGGCUUUAACAACUACUGCUUUGGUAAUGGAAUGUUUGAAGAGCGCGUUCGGCGUGAUAGAGGAAGAGGAGGAAUGGGGGGUUAUGGCUACAGCAACGACUCAAACUCUGGCUUUCACAGCGGCCAUUUUGUGCACAUGAGAGGGCUUCCGUUCCGUGCUACUAAGACAAACAUCGCAGAUUUCUUUUCCCCCUUGAUCCCGGUGAGGGUGCACAUUGACGUUGGGCCCAAUGGAAAAUCUACAGGAGAGGCAAACGUUGAGUUUGGAUCGCAUGAAGAUGCUGUGUCUGCCAUGUCAAAAGACAAGAAUCAUAUGCAGCAUCGUUACAUUGAGCUUUUCUUGAAUUCAACUUCAAGUGGACCAUCUGAAAAAGGUCGUGGAGAAGGUUUCUAUGGCAACUCAAGAGGAAGUGGACUAAGGGUCAUGUUCUAAGGAUGCUUGCAAUAGAUGCAUAUACUUUCCAAGCCAAAGUUGGAACUUCCAUCUUGGCUAGUCUUUUUGUAAAUUGUUUUUACAUGUUCGUAUAAAAUAUGGCCAAAUAUUUUCCAGGCUUAAAGACGAAGUAAAUAUAGAUCUCUCUAUAUAUUUGAGCUGCAUAGGUUGACCGGCUACUGUACAUUUUGCUUAUGACAUUUUAUAUUAUAUAUUUCGGUGUCUAACUAAAGAUAUGCGCUUUGUAUGUUUUGACCUCAAAAAUUAGUAUGGAUAGAUUGAUGCCCGAGUCAUGUAUGAAAUUGCACUCGAGUCGUUUCUUUCCCAAAGCAAUAACAUCAUUUUGGAUGUUCACCUGUUUUUGCUGCUCAGUAACGUUUCUUAAUGGAAACCUGGGAAAUUUACAAAUCUAUGAAUAAAACCCUUUAUUUAUA
Triplophysa dalaica is the source of this 2468-nucleotide messenger RNA. RefSeq names its product heterogeneous nuclear ribonucleoprotein H3 (2H9) (gene hnrnph3). Gene Ontology annotation, cellular component: ribonucleoprotein complex; nucleoplasm. Gene Ontology annotation, molecular function: RNA binding. The coding region runs from base 865 to 2034 and encodes 389 amino acids. Lineage: Eukaryota; Metazoa; Chordata; Actinopteri; Cypriniformes; Nemacheilidae. The transcript has 10 exons. Gene Ontology annotation, biological process: regulation of RNA splicing. The record is from RefSeq and is a predicted model, not a curated record.